Syzygium oleosum is the source of this 2273-nucleotide messenger RNA. RefSeq names its product probable inorganic phosphate transporter 1-9. Gene Ontology annotation, molecular function: transmembrane transporter activity. The coding region runs from base 328 to 1926 and encodes 532 amino acids. The transcript has 2 exons. Gene Ontology annotation, biological process: transmembrane transport. Gene Ontology annotation, cellular component: membrane. Lineage: Eukaryota; Viridiplantae; Streptophyta; Magnoliopsida; Myrtales; Myrtaceae. The record is from RefSeq and is a predicted model, not a curated record.
CAACAACAACGAAGCUGACCAGAUUCGCAUAUCUGGCGGAAUCCUGGGCUCUUGCGGCCUCCCAAAGGCGUCCGCCAAUCAUCGUCCUCCUCCUCGUCUCUUCUUCGCUUCCAUCACCAUCAGCGAAACCAAAAAAGAACAAAAAAAAACAGAAAAGGAGGGAGGAACCCGUCGAGGUCAACGAAACUGCCCUGCACCCCUCCCAUUCACUGGCUUCCACUCAUCUCACACUUAUAUCACGACCCAUCAUCCUCUCGACUCUCUCUGCCCCUCUCUCCUCUCUCUCUCUCUCUCUGUAGCUAAAGCUUGAACCCUUUCGAUACGACAAUGGCGUUGAAAGUCCUCUCCGCGCUCGACGCCGCGAGGACCCAGUACUACCACUUCAAGGCCAUCAUCAUCGCCGGCAUGGGCCUCUUCACCGACGCCUACGACCUCUUCUGCAUCCCGCCCAUCAUGGGCCUCAUCGACCGCAUCUACUACCCCAAGGACGACCCCGACGAAAUCCAGACCCCGGCCGCGGUGACCUCCACCAUGGUGGCCAUCGCCCUUCUCGGCACCGUGAUCGGCCAGCUUGUGUUCGGCCGCCUCGGAGACCGGAUCGGCCGGCGUCGCGUGUACGGCCUCGCCCUGGUCCUCAUGGUGGUGGGGUCCGUCGGGUGCGGGUUCUCCAUAUGCACCACGCGCAAUUGCGUGCUGGGAAGCCUCGGGUUCUUCCGCUUUGUGCUCGGAGUGGGGAUCGGCGGGGACUACCCUCUCUCGGCCACCAUCAUGUCCGAGUUCGCGAACAAGCGGACGCGCGGCGCGUUCAUCGCGGCGGUGUUCUCGAUGCAGGGGCUUGGCAUCCUAGCGAGCUCGCUGGUGACGAUGGUGGUGUGCAAGGCGUUCGAACGGGCAUCGGGCCACCUGUCGCCCGAUGACCCGACGCCUCGAGAGGCCGACAUCGCGUGGCGAGUGAUACUGAUGCUCGGCGCUGUCCCGGCAGCGCUGACGUUUUACUGGCGGAUAAUGAUGCCCGAAACUGCCAGAUACACGGCUCUCGUAGAACAAAAUGUGCUCCAAGCAGCCAAGGACAUGGAGAAAGUGAUGGACGUGUCGCUCAGCCAAAUCACGGAGGAUCAACCCCUCCCCUCGACCCCGCCGCCCUCCUACCCGCUCUUCUCGAGGAAGUUCCUCCGCCGCCACGGCCGCGACCUCUUCUCGUGUGCAUGCGCAUGGUUCCUCGUGGACGUCGUCUUCUACAGCAGCAAUCUCUUUCAAUCCCAGAUCUACAACCAGUUCCUCAAGAAUCAGAAGCGCAACGCCUAUGAUGCCGCAUUCAACGUCGCAAAGCUCCAGGCCAUCGUCGCCGCCUGCUCAACGAUCCCGGGCUAUUGGGCUACUGUGUACUUCAUCGACCGGAUUGGGCGGGUGAAGCUCCAAAUGAUGGGGUUCCUUUGCAUGGCCCUAGUCUACGUCGCCAUUGGCAUCCCCUACUAUGAUUAUUGGAGCAAGCACACCAACAUGGGCUUCAUGAUCUUGUAUGGGCUCACCUUCUUCUUUGCCAAUUUCGGGCCCAACACGACCACGUUCAUCGUGCCGGCUGAGCUCUUCCCCGCGAGGUUCCGAUCCACGUGCCACGGAAUAUCGGGGGCUGCCGGGAAGGUCGGGGCGAUUAUCGGGUCGAUUGGGUUUCUGUGGGCGUCGCACAAUAAAAAGGUGGAUGGGUAUCCGAAGGCGAUCGGGAUGACGGCAUCGCUGAUAAUUUUGGGUGGGGUUUGUAUAGUGGGGACGGUGGUGACCUACUUGUUCACUAGAGAAACCGCAGGGAGAUCAUUGGAAGAGAAUGAGAAGGACGAGGAUGGUACGGAGAUGGGUAUAUUGAGAUGUUUCGGAGAUAAUGGUCUUAGGUCGCGUUUGAAUUCUAGUGAUGGACUUGAUGCUGCAUGAAAGUCAAUCUCUCUCUCUCUCUCUCUCUCUCUCUCUCUCUCUCUCUAAGAAGCAUGGGAUCAAAUCCAACACGCACGCACGCACGGCAUCAUAUAUCGUUCAAAAUCUAUACUCUUGUGUCUUGUAUCGUCUCUUAUGUACAUAUUAAUUAGGUCAGAAAAAGUUCCAGUGUCAUGUGUUUAUUUGGUGUGCUAACAGUCGAAAUGUAAAUUUUGUACCCUCUCUUUCUCGUUAUUUUCAGUUGUAUUCAAAGACAGAUCGACCUUAUUGUAGUUGUAGAGUGAGCACUCACACGGUAAAAGGAAGAUUUCGUCAAUGAGCUAAAUACUCUCCAUUAGUUUCUUCUU